Carlito syrichta (Philippine tarsier) is the source of this 904-nucleotide messenger RNA. It is a transcript of the gene TMEM150C, whose product is annotated as transmembrane protein 150C. Lineage: Eukaryota; Metazoa; Chordata; Mammalia; Primates; Tarsiidae. The transcript is spliced from 8 exons. Bases 8 to 883 code for a protein of 291 amino acids. The record is from RefSeq and is a predicted model, not a curated record.
UCCAGGCAUGGAUGGGAAGAAAUGCAGCGUAUGGAUGUUCCUGCCUCUUGUGUUCACCGUGUUCACUGCAGCUGGGUUGUGGAUUGUAUACUUUAUAGCCGUGGAAGAUGACAAGAUUUUACCAUUAAAUUCAGCAGAAAGGAAGCCUGGAGUGAAGCAUGCCCCAUAUAUAAGUAUUGCAGGUGAUGACCCUCCUGCCAGCUGCGUGUUUAGUCAGGUGAUGAACAUGGCAGCCUUCCUGGCCCUUGUGGUUGCUGUCCUGCGCUUCAUACAACUGAAACCCAAGGUUUUAAAUCCGUGGCUGAAUGUCAGCGGAUUGGUGGCACUGUGCCUGGCUUCCUUUGGAAUGACCUUGCUGGGAAACUUCCAGCUCACGAAUGAUGAAGAGAUCCACAAUGUCGGAACCUCCUUGACCUUCGGGUUUGGCACGUUGACCUGCUGGAUCCAGGCUGCACUGACGCUCAAAGUCAACAUCAAGAAUGAAGGACGGAGAAUUGGGAUCCCACGAGUCAUUCUGUCAGCAUCCAUCACUCUCUGUGUGGCCCUCUACUUCAUCCUCAUGGCCCAGAACGUCCACAUGCUUGCGGCGCGGGUGCAGUGGGGUCUGGUCAUGUGCUUCCUGUCCUACUUUGGCACCUUUGCUGUGGAGUUCCGGCACUACCGCUACGAGAUUGUGUGCUCCGAGUACCAGGAGAACUUCCUCAGCUUCUCCGAAAGCCUGUCAGAAGCAUCUGAGUAUCAGACCGACCAGGAUUACUGUGAAGGGAACAACUCAGAAACAAAUGGAAGAGCUGCAGAGGGCAGGCAGGAGCGAUGCAGGGGGCACCACGCCUCCUCAGGACACCCCAUCCACCCAGCACUGCAUAACCUGGAAGCCCUCUAGUCUCUUUGCUCCAGAGUUUAU